AUGGAAAAGAACCUACUUCUUGUUUUCUUCUGUAACAUCCUGUUUAUUUUUUCGGCAGCAUGUAAGGACAGUAACAGGAACCAACCUAACAGGCUAAAAAGGGAUUUCAGGCUAUCGCCAAUACAUGUCACUUCCAUGGGAAGUGACCAAUUCGAACAUGGCAGUGAAGUAAAUGGACAUGAACAAAAUAAUCCUAACAAUGACAAUGAUAACAGUAAUGAGUACCCUAAUGAAGAUAGCAAAAUAAGAGGCGAAAACGUAAAUACGACUCACUUACAAAAUAAUCCAUCCUUCAUAUCCUUAAAAAAUUAUAAAAUUGCAAGAAAACCAUCACGCUAUUCAUACCUAGAUAAGAACAAAAUAUAUGGAGUUAAUACAAAAAAUAAUGAUAAAAAAUAUAUACAGAAAGAGAUUAAUACCAUUCCAAAUACAUUCAUACAGAAAUCUAAAAGUGGCACCCCUGCAGCAGUGACUCCAGUGAAUAAUCUGGAUUAUGUUUGUGUCCUGAAUGAGGAUGGCAGAGUAAUUUCAUUUUUUCAUCCAUUUAAUCCGGAAAUUUAUGCUUUUAGAGAAAUGAGAGAGUACACAGAACAUUACAACGAUUUGGUUGUAACAAUCAUGAGAACGUUUAAUGUAGAAAUAUUACGCAUUGAGAACAUUAUAUCUCAGAGUAUGAAUGAAUGCAUAAAACAAGCUAACGAAUUGAAUACUUUAAUAUAUCAUCUAGAAAAUCCAGAAGGACAUGGUAUUCGAGAAAGUGAAUACGGUACUAAGAAGCAAAACUACAAAAACAAACUUGCUACUUUAUAUGCAUGCAUGAGAACAAAUUAUAACAAAAAUAAAAAAGAAAUUCAAAUAACUAAGGCAAGAGUCUAUCAUACUGUAGAUGAUAUAUCCUGCUACUGGUUUAACUUCUGUCCAACAGGUGUGUAUUAUGAUAUGAUUACGCGACGUAAUCAUAAUGUUAGAAAUCAAAAUAACGUUGCAUACAUUACUUCAGUCCUAAAUAAAAUAAAGCAAAUAUAUUUGUCUGGUAAAGAUAUAAUAAAGAAAGUAAAAGAAGAGUUAAAUAAAAGUCUUGCCUCUGAAGCAACAGAAUUUAUAUUAGAAGAAAUUGACUAUAUUAUAGAUGAUAUGGAAAUUCACUUAAGAAAAAUUAAUAGUUCAAUUGAAACUAUACGUAAGCUUUCUAAACAAGAAGUCUGGAACAACUUCCAAAGAUAUACACUUCAAAAUUCAUUCUUCUUUUUAGCCUACGCUUACUCCAAUUAUAAAGUUAGUACUGACUUCUUAAAAAAAUUGGACAUUGCGUCCAACAUCAAAAUAGAUAAACUUUAUCAAACAUUUACAAAAUUCGAGGACAGCCUCAACAACCUAAUAAAUACUCGUAUAUCAUCUACAUAUUCUAUGUCAAGUAUUAAUUAUAUUCUUCUUGGUUCUGAAGAAAUUUUAAAAUCUGUAGAAACAUUACGCGGUUCUAGUUACGACGAGAUAAAAGAAUAUGUACUUUAUUCGAAUACCCAAAUAGAAGAGGCUAAGAAAAUUUUAGAUCAAAAAGUGCUUAAAUUAGAAGAAUACCUAAAAGAUACAAAGGAGUUAGUUAAAACAGUAAAUGAAAAAUUUAAAUUAAAUAUAAAAGCAAGUGAAGAUUUAGAACAGAAAAGAAACAAAACCAAGGAAAAAAAGACUUCUCUAGAGAAAUGUAAGAUACUCCUAGAUGUUAUAGACGCAAUAAAAUCAGAUAAAAAUAAGUUAACCCAAAAUAAUAAGGAAAUAGAGAAAUAUUCAGGACAGAUUAAUACUACAAAAAGCAAUUUGGAAAAAUCAGCGACGAGUAUUAAUGAAGAUGUGAAAAAAAUUAAAGAAUUAAUUGAAAAUGAAAAAAAACGUCGUUCCAUGAAAGAUGAAAUAAAAAAACACUUGAAAUAUUUCCCUGAUACGUUGGACAACAUAAAAAAAAUCAUUUCCCAUAAGGACGAAAUAAAUAAAUAUAUUCUUAGCAUUGAAAAUUUGAUUAAAGGUGCUCCCUAUAUCGGGCAAGAAUUUACAACUAAAAAAACGGAAUUGGAAGACAAAGCAAAAUCAAUCAUUGAUUCAUUUUAUAAUGAAAAUUUACAAGCAUUUGUAGACAAGCUAACAGAAUCCUAUACACAACUUCAAGCCUUAGAUAAGGAAGAAAAUACUAAAGAAGAAACUGAUCAGCUGUACGAACAAACGAAAGUAAAAUAUCAAGAACUUGUGAAUAUGAAAUGCGAUGAUAUACCCCAAAUGUUAAAUAAUUUGAAUGGAGUGGUAAAUAGUCUCUCAGAGCUAAAGAACAAAAUAAUAGAGGAACAUGCUCAAAAAAUAAAGAAAGAUAUGUCAAGCACGUUGAGUAAUCUAACUAAAGAAACUGAGCGAUUAAGAGAUAGGCUGAAGGACUACGAACAGAGUGCAGAAAAAAUGAAAUCCUACAUAAAUAGGAUAAAUGAGAUGAAAGGCAAAUUUCUCACUACUUUAAUCGAGAAAGAUGAAGACAUUCCAGAAGGAAAAGCUAUCUAUGAAGAAUAUACAAAGCAUAAGGGUGAUGUGGAUAAUAAGGAAAGCACACUAACUCGCGGUAUUGGCGUACUCAGAGAAAAUAUAAGAAAGGCUAGCGGACAAAUUGAACCUUACAAGAACGUAAUGCAAAAGUUAGAAACAGAGAACAGUGAGACAUAUCAGGAAAUUAAAACUUCGUUCGAACGUUUUAACACUAAUAUUGGAAAUUUAGAAUUGGAAAAACUUCAACAAGAAUUAAGCCGUCACAAAGAAUCCGUUAGUAGUAGCAUAAACCAAAUAGAGAAUACGAAAAAGGUGAUAGACACACUUAAGUCUUUAAAUAUUAUUGCAAAUAACUCGAACAAAAACGCACAAUUAAUCCUAAAAAUAAAAGAUAACAAGAAUCAUUUAGUAAAAAAAAUAGAUAACCAUAUUAAGGAAUUAAAUAGUUACAAUAUAGUAGAAGAAAAAGACAGAUUAUCCCUUUUGAACACCUUAAAUGAUGAAAGAAAUAACGUAGAAAGUGAAAUACCUGAAGCGUCAAUAUUAAAAUUAGAAGCAGAUGAAAAAGCUUUGAAGCAUUACUGUGAAAAUGAAAAGAACAAUAUUUAUAAAAGCAUGGUAACAAAAUCGGAAAAUUUAGAAAAAUAUAAAACUCAGUGCCAUAACACAGAACUAGAAAUAAACAAAUUCAAUGCUAAUUAUGAAGUAUUAGAAAAAAAAAUAGACGAGUUGGUAAAAGAUCAACAUAACCAAAUUAUAAUAUUCGUUAAUAAACUCAUAACAGCGAGGAAGACAGAGAUAGAUGAAAAGAUAGAGCUGGACCUAAAUUCUCUAAAGGGUAUAAAAACAAGAUUAAACUUUUUUAAUUUGGACGAAGCUGUAAAAAAUAACAUAAAUCCUACGCUUCAAAGCAAAAUAAGUGCUUUUGAAAAAUAUGUGAAAAAUACUUUGCAAAACAUAGAUAGUGAAAUUGAAAAAAUAAACAGAAUUAAGCAAAACUGCGAUGCAUAUAUGGAAACGUUCUACAAGGAAAAAGAUCAAAGCACCGAAUUCAAACAAAAAAAAGAGAACAUGGAAAAAAUUUAUAAAGAAAUGGAAGAAAGCACACUAAAAAUAUUGGACCAAAUAAAAAAAGAAAGCAGUAUAUUAAGCCAAGUAAAACAAAUCGAAAUGGAACACACAAGAAUUUUAAUUCAUCACACUGUUCACAUGAUCGAUGGGGAAAACGAAAAAGCUAAAUCGAUAAUGGCGGAUAUAGAAUCAUCUAAAAGAAAAAUUGAUGAAAUCAAACAAGGAACUAAAGAAUUCCAGCAGAAGAAUAUGAAUAAUUUCGAAUAUGAAAAAUAUUACACCAAGGCUAUACAGAGCAGCAAGCAAAUAAAUGAAUUUUCUGAGAAUGCCACAAACGAUAAAGAAAAAGCAGACAAAAGUGAAGAUAUAAAGGAAAUAGAACUUAUCAAAAAAAAAAUUAAUGGUAAUCUGCAACAAGUGAAGGUAGAAUAUAAUUCUAUGGAGGAAAUAAAAAAACAAAUUAAUAGUAUGAAAGACUUACUACUUUUGAAUAAUUCUAAUACGAUAGCUACAGAAAUAUUAAAUAAUACACAAUACGCAUUAAGUUUUAGUCAGGAAGCGGCAAAGGAACUUGAGAAAUCGAAUAAAUUAUUAAAAGAAAUAGAUACUCAGAUAGCUAAGGCAAAGGAACAUAAAGGCAAAAUUGACAUAACCUUAGAAGAUGAACAAAUAAAUGACCACGUAAACCAGAUUGAACUAAUUAAGCAUGAAUUUGUGAAUAAAAAAAAAGAAAUAGAGUCAUAUUUAGGCAAGAUAAAAGAAUAUAAAGACAAAUGCUCAACCCAAAUUAGCAAUUCAAAUAGGGGAAAAGAUAAAAUUGAAUUUUUAAAAACGGUUAAGGACAACACGGAAAGUAGUUCGAAUAACGUUGACAUGAAUAAAAUAAACGAAAAUAUAAAAGAAUCUGAAAAAUAUUUAAAGGAUGUAGAAGCUCUGGAGACACAAGCUACUAACAAUGUAACGUCAUUCUUAACACAUGAACGAACGAUCAAUAAUAUUUUCCAGGAAUCUGAGAUUCUAGGAAUAGAAACUAAAUCGAAAAAAAAAUUCAACAAAGCAACAGAAAUAAUGGAAGAAAUUAAAAAACAGAAUUCUGAAAUUCAAACAAAAGUGAAAGAUUUCCAAGGAACACUACAAAAGUUAACGAAACCCCAGAAUACCGAAAACGCAGAAAAUGAACUUUAUAAUGAGACGUCCGCCAAAGCAAAUGUACUUAUACAGACUAACCUAGAAAAAGUCAAAUAUAAUUUAUCCCAACUUGGUCAUAUAAAGCAGGAAGGGGAUAACAUAUUUAAGAGAGCCACAGACACCAUGAAUUCCCUAACAGAAACCUCUCAAAAUAAGGAUGGUAAAACAUUAGACACGGUAAAAAAGGACGAAUCUAAAUAUAUAGAAUACCUAUCCCAAAUAACUGCAUUUAAAAAUCUAAUCCUCGCAGAAAUGAAUAAGCUAAACGGAAUAAAUUCCACUAUCGUAAGUAUAGAAAAGGAAUUGAAUGGAGCCAGAAAGAAUUACGAAAUUGGACUUCUGCAAAAGAUACAUGAAGUAGGUAAAAGUAGGAAGGCAAAUAUUGAUUUAAUAAAAGAGUCCAUAAAUUCAACGAUGACCUACUUUUCUUCCCUGUUCAAUGGCCUAGAUUUAAAUAAAUACGACUUUAAUAAAAAUAUAGAUAAUUACCAACAGAAGAUGAAAGAAAUACAUAGAAAAUUUUACGAGUCGCUGAACAAAAUUGAUGAAAAUUUAAAAAAGGCAUCAGAGGAAAGCGCAAAUUAUACCUUAGCGAAUCAACUCAGACGAGAAGCUCAACAGGAAAAUGCCAAACUUAUAAAUAGCGAAGAAGAAGCAAUCAAAUACAUAAAAGAUAUUAAAAAAGUGGAAUCCAUCAGAUUUAUAAAUCACAUGAAAGAAAAUUUAAACAAAAUAAGCACAUCAAUCAAAAAAGAAAAAUUAAAAAUUAAUGAAGGACAUGAAUACAUCAAACAGCUAAUUGAAGGUAUUAAAAGCGCAGAUGAUGAACACGAUGUAUCAGAAAAAUUACAACAGGCGCAAAAAAAGAAUACAGAAUUGCAGACACUAAUGCACAUUACGCAUAAAAACAUGGCAAAAGAAAUGUUAAAACAUAUAGCUGCCUCUGCAAGUUUUAUGAAUGUUAAAAUAAUUCCAGAAUUGCCUCUAACCGAAUCACACGUAAACGGAGCAGUAGAAUUAAAAUUUCAACCGGAUGGUAAAGUAACCUUAGAAACAGGGAAUAUCUCGAAAAGCGCAACCGAAUUAGAUGUUCAGAAAAGUAUACAGGAAGCUUACCAUCUCGCUUUGGAUAUAAACAAAUGUGCAAAAGAAAUAGAAGCACAACAAACGCAAGACAAACACUUAAUCUCCACAAUAAACCAACUACAUGAUAAAAUGAAUUUCAUAAAUGAAUUAAAAAAUAAUGUAAAAAUUUCAAAGAGUAAUGAAAAUGCUAUAUCGGGUAAAAUAAUGGGCAUUUCUAACAAAAUUGCCGAAUUAGACAAACAUUCAUGCAGUGAAAAAAGUUAUGAUAAACUUUUAGAAAAAACGGAGCAAAUAAAACUAAAAAAUAUACGUGAUUCCUUUAAUCAAGAAAAGGGAGACGCAGAUAUUGACUUAAAUUUGAGUAAUAUAAAAGAAGAUUUUAUCACUUCACAAACAUCCUUAAAAACUGUUGAACAGGCAAUUGGAGCUUUAAAGGCAAAUGAAACCAGUACUGAAAAUCUGCAAGGAAAAAGUGAUCAGAUCGAAACAGUACGUAACAAAAUAGGUAGCAUAGAACAAAAUAUUGCAAAUCUAAGUACAUCCUUGGACAAAUUAAUAAAUAGGGGAAGAAAAUGUGAAAUAGCUAGGUACACAUCCUUCAGGGAUAGUGUUAAAAGCAAAAUAAAUGCAGAAGAAGAAAUAAUCGAUAAUAUGCAGAAACAUGUUAGUCAAUAUUUGACAUAUGUUGAAGAUAAUUACAAAGCCACAGUGAAGGACGUUCUUACAUUAAAUGAAUAUUUUAGCGACAAAAUGGUAACUGAUCACGCUGCGAGUAAUUUUGAAAAAUCAAAUAAAUCUUCUGAAGAAUUAUCUGCAGCGGUCCAACAAUCCAGAGCAAUAAUAAACAAUAUAAAAAAUGCCCUCACACAAGUUAACGAAGAAACUGAAUUUAGUACGUUAGAAAACAGCGCACAAGAAAUAGAAAAGCUUUACAAUACAUUACAUGAUAAAAAAAACGCAGUAAACGAAAUUUACAAAAAUUCCAUUUUAAUUAAAUCUCAAGAAAUGAAAUCAAAUGCUGCUAAAUAUACCGAUAUGGCUAAAAUAUUCAGCAAAGUUCUAGACACCCAAAAAUCGAGAAUUACAAAUAACAAGAGUAGCGUAACCCGCCUUAAAGACAUGAUAAAUGUACAACUUAAUAAUUUGGAACACACGGACAGCACAUUUACAUUAGCAUCCGUAAAUACGUUUCAUGAAUUAAGCGAUAAAAUUAAAACGAGUAUAGAUGAGUUGAAAAAGCUAGAACAAACUAAUCGCCAAGAACAUAAUAAUGUGGAAACGCAUAAAGAACGAAUUACACAUUUAAUAAACAGAAGAAACAGCCUGAAAAACGGUGUAAAAGAAUACGAAGAAGAUGCAAAUUUAAAAAAAUUUAGAGGCGAUAUACUAAAUCAGGCAAUUAAUGACAUAAGGAAUACUACUGAGGAACUUAGCAACUCCGAUGAGCUGUACAUCAAAUUAAUAAAAAAAGUUGACGAAAAUAAUGAACUGUGUAAAAAUAACUAUACAGAAAAUUACGUUUCUCAAGUACUGCAAAAAAUCGAGGACCUGAAAAAACGCUUCAAUCAAAAUUUACCAGAAAGGGAAAAAAUUUUACAAAUUCAGAGCAACUUUAAUGAAAUUAAAUCCAUAUUUGAUGAAGUAAAAACGUUAUAUAACGUAGAAGAAUUUGUAACGAACAUGUAUACACAAAUAAAUGGUGAAAAGGAAAAACUAAAGGAACAGACAAAUAUGGAAAAAAUAAAAUUGGCAAUACAAAAUGUUACAAAUAACAACGGUGAUGUGAAAUCUUAUUUAUCCAAAUUUAUUGGUAACCUAGAAAGAAUAAAUAUCGCGAAAAAAGAAAUGGACGAUUUAUUCAGCUCACUAUCCACAAAUAAUACAAGUGCAAACCAAAAUGCAAAACAGUAUGUAAACGAUUCGGUAAAAAUCAUCAAUGAACUAAGUAGCCAUAUUUCUAAAAUAACCGAACUAAAGAAUUAUGCUGAAGGCAUGAUAACCGAAUUAGAAGAAGUAUCUAAGUCAAUACGCCCACCUUCGAAUGACUCAAAGUAUGAGACGCAAAUGUUAUCAGAAGAAACUGAUAGCACACAUCAAGACGAUUCACAGAGUGAUGGUCAUUCAGGGGCAAAAAAUGCAGAUGGAAGAACUCGUCUGGCAGGAGGCGUUAUUAUUGGUUUGUCUGUCAUUUCUGGAGUUGUCCUAUUAAACCGUAAGCAAAAUCCUGAUGAUGAAGAGGAGCAUCAUGAACACGCCGAUCAUGAAGCAUUUCUGGAUAACAGCGACUAUAUUAUGCACGAUAAGGAAGAAGUCAUUGAAGUUUCUUUCAAUGACAACGAUUAG
This is a messenger RNA of Plasmodium coatneyi, 8211 nucleotides long. Its product is annotated as Reticulocyte-binding protein 2e. The transcript has 2 exons. NCBI's taxonomy places the organism in Eukaryota, Apicomplexa, Aconoidasida, Haemosporida, Plasmodiidae. The record is from RefSeq and is a predicted model, not a curated record. The coding region runs from base 1 to 8211 and encodes 2736 amino acids.